AUGUCGUACUCCAGCCUCGCAUCUCUGCCCUUGCCACACACGGCGAGCACGGCCGUCGCGAAGCCCCCUGCGGGCUCUGCGCCCGACCCAGACAUCCUAUCUCCUUCAGGGGCACUUCGGUCGAGCCUGCCGCCCCGCGGCGACUUCAAACCCGUAGCCGGCGCUCCCGGCUACAAGUUCGAGUACCCAUCAUCCUGGCUCUUGGCCUACGACCGCUCGAACGCCGACGCAGUGGGCUCCCAGGUCCUGGCUGGCAACUUCAAGGACGUCGCGACCGUGUCCGUCAGCCGCGUCGACGUCCUCGCGGACGUGCUGCACGCGAUCGACGGCAACCCCGCCGCGAUCGCCCAGUUCCUGAGCGAGGAGCCGCGGCGCUCCACGGGCACAAUCCGCCUCGAGGACCUGUACCAAAAGGAAGUCGCCAAGGACACUGUUGAGUUCGAGUACGUCGUCGAGACCUGCAGGGGGAACGUUGAGGAGCAGGCGGGCGGGCGGGUGGCGUGCCUGGGUCCGCGGAACAUGGAGCUGCAGACGAUCACGCGGCAUUUCCGCUGCGUCGCGAUCAAGCGCCCCCACGCGGACGGCGCUGCGUCGGGCACGUCGCUGUACGUCCUGAGCGCCAGCGCGCCGCAGGAGACGUGGGAGCGGCUCGCGCCGACCAUGGAGCGCGUAGUCAGGUCGUACGGCUUCGCGUGA
This is a messenger RNA of Pedinophyceae sp. YPF-701, 696 nucleotides long. Lineage: Eukaryota; Viridiplantae; Chlorophyta; Pedinophyceae. The record is from the annotation of a GenBank genome assembly.